This is a messenger RNA of Nematostella vectensis (starlet sea anemone), 3261 nucleotides long. RefSeq names its product short transient receptor potential channel 5. NCBI's taxonomy places the organism in Eukaryota, Metazoa, Cnidaria, Anthozoa, Actiniaria, Edwardsiidae. Gene Ontology annotation, biological process: calcium ion transmembrane transport; manganese ion transport; regulation of cytosolic calcium ion concentration. The transcript is spliced from 11 exons. Gene Ontology annotation, molecular function: inositol 1,4,5 trisphosphate binding; store-operated calcium channel activity. The coding region runs from base 570 to 3083 and encodes 837 amino acids. The record is from RefSeq and is a predicted model, not a curated record. Gene Ontology annotation, cellular component: cation channel complex; membrane.
AGAUAUUGAUGCCAUUGAUGAUCAAUUUUUUUAAAGAUUUUUGUUCCAGUCAAAAUCACUUGCUUGGCAUUCGCUAUGCUCAAUUGAAAAUGGAAUGGAAUGUUGUGUGAAUGAAUCACAACUAUCAUUCAAACUUGAAUUUUUUGACAAGUGGGCUCUAUUCAACCAUGAACUCACCUCAAUACAUUCCAUCGAAUAACUGCGUAAAAGAUUCUCCAUUAGAACAGAAAAAACAAGUAACAAAAACAACAUAAAAAAAGUAUGAAGUAACUAUGAAAAUAUGUAUAGAAUAUGUUUCUAUACAACCGUUCAUUCCAUUGAGAAGCCUUUUAAACAUCCGCGGACUGGGUGGCUGAUUUCCACAAGACUGCUCACAGCACAACAGCACGUAAAGCUACACGGAAUUUAUUCACUGAGGAAGAGUCUCUAUUCAACCGUUCUUUCCAUCUGAUUUCCAUUUUCAUGAAUGAUCACAGCACAACAGCACGUAAAGCAACACGGAAAAUAGCUAUAAAUGAGCUGUAGGGGACGUUCUUUCGCCUCGAGGACUCUCUCUUAGAAGGUCUGUCAUGACAGACGAACUCAGGCCCGGAUCGUUCCGGCAUUCUACACUAGAAUCUAAACGAGGCCGAGUUCGGACGCUCGAUCGAUCAGAUCUAGAGCGAGUGAAACUAGAGGACCGUACAUCGAAUGAAAGAGCUCUCUUCGAUUACGUACUCACAGGGAGAGUAAAAGACCUAAAGGGAGUACUAACUGAUAAUCCAAGGCUUGAUCUCUCGUCGGCGGAUAGGAACUUUACUCGUCUGUUAUUAAGAACGGCUAUCGAGGCGAAUAAUGCAGACGUAUUGGAGGUUUUUGUCACUAAUGGAGCUCAGAUCCGCGGAUCAUUGUUCACGGCGGUAGGUAGGGGCUCUAAGGAGUGUGCGGAAGUUAUUCUGGCGUACUGCAGGCAAAAUUGUGGAGACACGGGGCCAGAAGAUUUCAAAGAAGGAGGGUUUGUCACCCCACUUAUCAUGGCGGUACAGUACGAGGAGUUCGACAUGAUUGAGUUCUUUAUUUCGAAUGGAUACAAGGUGGAGGUUCCAGGAUGCACCGAGAGGUAUGGACUCGGCAUGGUCUGUGUGAAUAAGCAGGAGGAGCUGGGUCCAGCGGAUGACAUAGCUCUUUCGUCAAUAGUUGAGCAGCCUCAACACACCAGGCGCGAACGAAUGGCCUUACUAAAGAUCAACUCCUAUAAAGCUUUGGCGAACCCGCUGUACAUCAGCUAUACGUAUAUAUACGACCGGCUCCAAAUUCAUCCGCUCUUCCAGGUGUUCAAGUUGAACGAGGAACUGAUAUUACAGGCAAAGAAAGACCCAGAAUUUAAGUGUGAGUAUCGUGAGUUAUCCGAGUCCUGUGAACAGUUCGCGGUGGAUCUGCUAGAUCAGUGCCGUACCCUGAAAGAGCUGAACGUCAUGACAGAUGUGAUCAAGGAGAUCGAUGAGAGAUACAAGAAGUCAGCCCGCAAGUAUAUCCAAGUUCUAACUAAGGAUGCGGAGGAACUCGCAGUUUUUAACCUCGCUAUCAAGAACAAUAAUGACAAGUUUGUUGCCCAUCCAUACAGCCAACUACAUCUAAACACCGUAUUGUACCGGGGGAUCUACCGGCUGUUUGACUAUGAGGUACCCUGGGGUGACCGGGGAGAUCUCAGCCGAGUGUUGUUCGCCAUUCGUCACAUCGUACUUCUACCGAUCUUUGCCUUCAUUCACAUCCUUCUGCCUCAUAGCCGUCCAUCACGCUUUCUCAGUAACCCGGUUAUUAAGUUCAUGAGCCACACGGCAUCUUUCUAUGUCUUUGUAUUGCUGUUGAUAUUCUCAAGUUUUCAGGAUCUGUACGAAGAUAAUGUCACCAGUCCGUCUAAGGUCGAGUGGUCAAUAUUCGCAUGGGUUAUUGGUCUGUUCUGCCAGGAAGUUAGAGAGCUCUAUCUGCAGGGAGUGAAACGCUACAUACAGCAGUGGUGGAAUGUGACCGGGAUGUUAAUGGUGACGCUAUUCCUGAUGUCAAUUACCUUGAGAGUAAUAGCAUACGGAAUCACGGGCCAUUGGGCCGUGCUGAACACCAUCGCCAGUACCAGCCCGUCUUCUUGGUACGAGCUCACCUUAUUAUCCAACAGCUUCUUCUCAAUCGCGAUGGUACUCAGCUUUAUACGGCUAUCGGGGGCAUUCCAGGUGAACUCCAUUCUUGGCCCACUCCAGCUAUCGCUGUACUAUCUUCUGGUGGACAUUCUCAAGUUCCUUGUGUUUUUCGUGCUUAUCUUCAUGGCUUUCGGUUUUAGCUUGAGGCGCCUGUAUUCAAACUACAUUAGUACCCAAAAGUACAUCGCUACGAACAAACCCUCGAGCUCAAACACGACCUUGAAUGGCACUAUAGCUGAUACCGAACACCAGUUUACAAAUGUUGGAUCUGGUCUAUACAGUCUAUUCUGGUCGGUCUUUGGUCUAACAGAACUUAACAGCUUUGGAACAAACGACGCCAAAUUCACCAUCACCAAGGAGACAGGGGAAGUGAUGUUUGGGUUUUUUCAGGUCAUCGCAGUUAUCGUGGCAGUCAAUAUGCUAAUUGCUAUGAUGACACGAUCAUUUGAAAGCAUUGCGGAGCACGCUGACGUCAAAUGGAAAGUUUCCAGAACUCGACUUUGGAUGAGUUGGAUCCAGAAGGGCAGCGGAUGCCUUCCUCCGCCUCUCAACCUCAUCCCCAACCCCCUACUCAUCUUUCAAGGGCUUAAACAGUUCUGCCGCUGGGUGAUUCGCUGUGGCUGCCGUAAGAAAUCACGUUCAAGCGCGUACAAAGAUGAAUUACAUUCCAACGCCAAUGCCAACGCAGAGGAAAUUCCAAUGGAUGAGAUGUGCAAGACACGUCUUGGUCGUUCACAAAAGGUCAUCGAGAGAAGGGAACUAAUCAAGCGAGUGCUCCGCAGAUAUCUGCACAUGCGCAAAUACAAAGACGGUCACAGAGAAGAGGGGGAGCUCUUAAGAUAUAUCAGGGGCGCACAAGAUGACAUCCUAAGGGGGGACCAAAAGGGAGAGAAUGACACUAAGAUGUGAUUCUUUUCUUUGCACAUAAAACGAGAGUCACACAGAGAGAAGAGGCACCUACGACCUAUUAGUUGCAUUGAGCAUAAUAUCCUCUUUGGGAGGAAGGUUGGAAAGACUAUGACCUGCAGCAAGCUUGAAAUGUUUCCUUGUAAACUUCUGAAGGACUUUAAUAAAUACUUUAAGUCCA